UUUGCCAACUUACAUGACCAGGACAUAAUUAACUAAAUAAACCUAUAAUAAUAAAAUAAACAAUGUAAUCUGUCGGAUGUUGAAGCAGAGACACAGGUGGAUGCGUAAAGUGCUCAAGGCAGACCUUCACAUCCUACAUUCAGCACUGAUUGAAUGAACAGUUAUUUAUUGUCACCACAUGGAACCACUUCCCCUUGUUGAACAUAUGAAAAACCCUACUGACCAUUGUAAUCGGACAAAUUACUACUGAUGUGUGACCAAAGCACGGAGAUGGCUGGAUGUGACAGCGGUCCAGAUGGGGAGGAGCCUGCGUUACCGUCACCCAGAGGAGGACUUGGAGAGGAGGGGAGGGUGUUGUCAGAGCAACAGGACGGAGAGGCUCACUCAGAAUCCCUCAGGGGGGAGAAGCAGAGCUUCAGGUGGAGAAGUGGGGCAAGAGGACGAGGAGCUGACCAGCGGAUCGCAUGACCUCUCUUCCUCGGCCAAUCACAGCCCUGGAAGCGUCUCAGUUUCAACAAAGAGCAGUGACAAUACAGACGGUAGCAGAGGGCAGGCCCACAGAGAGGUGAUGGUCACUGUUGCUGAGAUGAAGAAGAGGAUUCCAUCAGACAAACGCAGUCGCAGCAAAUCCAGCACUGUGGAGGCCUUACAUUACGCACUCCGCUGUGUCAAACAAGUGCAAGCUAAUAGCGACUACUACAAACUGCUGAUGCGAAAUGGCCAGGACGAGAGGAGAAAUGCCACUGUUUGCACCUUGGAAGAGUUGGAGAGAGUCACAUCUGAACACACCCUUAAGAACACGGACUCCUUCGUGGUGGUUUUCUCCCUGUCGAGUGGCCGCGUGCUGUACGCGUCGGAGCAGGCUCCCAGCAUCCUUUGCUGCAAGAGAAAGUUCCUGGAGUCGUCCAAGUUUGUGGAGCUGCUCUUCCACCAGGAUGUUAAUGUCUUCUACUCGCACACGGCUCAGCCACAUCUGCCGCCCUGGAGCAACUCGCAUACAGCGGGGGUUCUGUUUGACUCUGCUCAGGUCAAGUCUUUCUUCUGCAGAAUCAGGGGCGGGAAGGACCGUGAGGGUGAGAUGCGCUACAACCCGUUCCGGAUAACACCCUACCUGCUGACGGUGCAGGGAACAGGAAGUAGUGGGGAAGAGGAGGAGCCAUGCUGUUUGGCGCUGGCUGAACGCAUCAUCUCUGGCUAUGAGGCACCUCGGAUCCCCAUGGACAAGCGCAUCUUCACCACCACACACUCACCCGGCUGUGUGUUCCUGGAAGUGGAUGACAGGGCUGUGCCGUUGCUAGGAUACCUUCCCCAGGAUCUGAUUGGCACGUCUUUGCUGACUUGCAUUCACCCAGAUGACCGCCUUCUUAUGCUCUCUAUGCACCGGAAAGUGUUGAAGUAUGCGGGCCAGUCUCCGUUCGAGCACUCUCCGGUGCGUCUGCGCUGUCAGAAUGGGGACCACAUCACCUUGGACACCAGCUGGUCCAGCUUCAUCAACCCUUGGAGCCGCAAGGUGGCCUUUAUCAUUGGACGGCACAAAGUCAGGACGAGUCCACUGAAUGAGGAUGUGUUUGCUGCACCGUCUAAGGAGGAUGUCACAGUCACCCAUGAGGAGAUAAAAGAUCUGCAAGCCAAUAUCUAUAAGCUUUUUCUGCAGCCGAUCCAUAACAAUGGUUCCAGUGGUUAUGGCAGUUUGGGGAGUAACGGCUCUCAUGAGCACUACAUUAGCGUGGCUUCUUCAAGCGACAGCAAUGGCAACCUGUGGGAGGACUCGCACCGCGAACCGGUGACUUUGCAGCAGAUCUGUGCUGAUGUGAAUCGAGUCAAGAGUUGGGGCCAGCAGGCUUAUCUGGGCUCCAACCACAAAAUUGCCCCUUUUGGCAAACCAACAACAGCACAUCUGCCCCCUGCAGUCUCCAACUCUAAGGUCCCAGAUCAUGAGGAGGGCAGGAAGCAAACGCAUAUUCCCUCCUAUCAGCAGAUCAACUGUGUUGACAACAUCAUCAGAUAUUUGGAGAGUUGUACAGGCCCGGCCCUCAAACGGAAGAGUGACUCUCACUCCCUGGCCACCUCUUCCUCCUCCUCCUCCUCUACCUCAGAAGACGACAAACCUGCUGGAGCCACUGACACAGCUCAGGCCAGCUCAGACGUGGUGUUGGACAGUGCGGCGUCAGCCCCGACGGCAGCAGCAGUUGUUGGAGCGCCUCUGACAGACAUCACAAUGUCUACUAAGGCCAUGAGUGUAGUCUCUGUCACCAGCCAAUGUUCGUACAGCAGCACCAUCGUCCAUGUGCCACAGCCUGAAUCAGAGGCCACGGCAUUGGAGGACGCCCCGAUGGGCAGUGAGCCUGCUGAUGCUGCUCCGGCCCCUGUUCGUCCUGCCCCGAGCCCCCCCACAGAGGAACCAAGGUUUAUAGGUCUCACCAAGGAGGUGCUGUCAGCUCACACCCAGAAGGAGGAGCAGGAGUAUGUGGAUCGUUUCCGCCAUCGCAUCCUCCAAAGCCCCUACAGCUCCUAUCUGCAGCUGGACAACAGCUCUAUGGCUCACUCCCACCACCCAGGCGACCACCUACGUCCAGUGAGCGCUCGUGGGUUGAACUGCUCUCGGAGAGGAAAGCCCAAACACAAGCGCCCCAAACCCCAGGGUUCCUCCGACAGUUACACUUCCCCAGCUGGCCCUCCUCGCCACGUACCAGACUCCUCCUGGCCCUCCUCAGAGUCCUCCCAGCCCCAGAUGGGGGCGCCCUACAGCCAAACAUCCCCACUCCAGGCGCCAUUCUUCCCCAUGAUGGCAAACCAGCCUAGACCACAGCAGCCGCCUGGAGCAACCCCCAUGGUGCUGCAGCCGCCUGACCAAACCCAGCUCGGCUACAACUUCAACAUCAUGCAGACGGCUCAGAGCCUGCAGGGCAUGCAACCAUUCCAGAUGGAGCCCUUUCAGAAUCUGCAGAAUAUCCAGAACUUUCACAACUUGCAGCCGCUCAUUUCCGCCCAGGGCAUCAAUCCUUACAUGACUCCGGUCAUGACUGUCAUCCUGCCCAGCUACCCAACAUUUACACCAGGUUACCCAUCCAUUUACCCACCAUCCGCUCCUUCAAUGUUGCCCCAGGUACCCAUCACCAUGACAGGCUUUACUCCUGGCAGUGUCCCCUUCCCUCAGCCCCAGUUCCAAGCCCAGCCUGGCAAUCAGACCUGCAUGGGCCCCCUGUUUUGCUCACCCAGAGCCACCUCCUCCGUCGGGGAAGAGGAGGAGGCAGCUGAGCCUCAAGCUUUAUUCUCCAGCUCUCGCUCCAGUUCUCCUCUGCAGCUCAACUUGCUGCAGGAAGAGCUUCCAAAGCCAAGUGAAGGGCUGAGCAGCAACGGGCACAACCAUGCAGAGAACCUCCACGAACAACAUGCCAUCCAGGGUGAUAAUCCCGAUGAGUCUGGGAACCAUGAUGCCCAGUCUACAUCCAGUGAGCUGCUUGACAUGCUGCUGCAGGAGGAUGCCAGGUCAGGAACCGGCUCCAACGCCUCAGGGUCUGGAUCAGGGGAGUCUGGAGGAUCCCUGGGAUCUAGAUCUGGAUCUGGAUCUGGAUCUGGCUCCAAUGGAACCUCCACCUCACACACUGGCAGCAGCAACAGCAGCAAAUACUUUGCCAGCAAUGACUCUUCGGACACAUCACGCAAAGCCCGUAAGAGCCAGGAGGCAUCCGCAGAGCUCCAUUUAGACACUCGGGCAGAGAACUCACUUUGGGGCAUGAUCCAGCACACGUCUGAGCGUGUCAUGAUGACGUACCAGAUCCACAGCAGAGACCAGAAUGAGGUGUUGGCAGAAGACAGGGAGAAGCUUCGGGUGCUUCAGCCCCUCCAGCCCUGGUUCAGCCAGGAGCAGAGAGAGGAGCUGGCUGAGAUCCAUCCCUGGAUCCAACAGCACACUAUCCCAGAGGAGAUAGACACACAGGGUUGUGUGAGUUGCAACUCAGGCCCAGGGGUUGUCCAGUCGCCUUACUCUUCUGCCCCUGAUAGCCGGUCCUCUCUGGAGAUCCCCCAGCAGGACUACGAGGGACCUGUGGUUGACACCUGAGAGACCUGGACCUCAAAACAAACAACUAACCACCGAGCUCACAGCAAACUAGACCUGACAGAAACCUCAACACCUCCCACCAUGCAUCUCUUCUGACGAAGUCUAGAGGAGUGGGUCCCAAUGCUUUAGUUUGACGUUUUACAUGUUUUGUAAAGGUAUUGGAAGCUGGACCAGGCUUUGAGGAAUGGAGGAAGAGAAAGGCAUUUUCUCUCAGUCAGCCUAAUGAGACUGCCUUUAUCGGACCAUGAAUAUUAUACCUCUCUUCUUGUUGUGUUCAUAGACCCCUGUAGGGGUUUAGUUUGUAUUUAAGACUGACCAGUUAAUGGCACCAUGGACCACUUGACACUCAAUAUAGUAAGACGGUCCCAUGAACAUGAGCGCUGUGUACACACACCCGGUCUGCUGGAUCAGUGUGACUGGCUGACAGAGACAAAGACGGCGCUGGCCCAGUUUCAUAUUAGAUUUCUUUUGAUGGACAUGAAGACAAAGACACAUCUGCUUCUCUCUGUUUAUAAUGUUCAGAUUCUAGUCUUGUAAGUUCAUCGUUAUUGGAGUGUAUUCUCUUAUUACAUAGGUUGGUUUCCUCUUGUUUUGACCAUCAGCUUUUAAGUUACUCUUGACUCACGAACAACAGCAAACAUGAUGAACAUUUCAAAUUUAAUUUAAUGCUACAUGACAAGUCCACCCCAAUGUCCAAAACGUCCUGAAGCGAGUCCUAUCAUCACCCUUUAUCCUGGUCGUCACCCUAUACUACCUGUAGCUUACCUUUAAAUUGUAAACGCACAGCUUGGCCCAAAAUGUCCUCUGAUCCUGGGUUAAUGUAUGAAUUUCCUCUUACUCUGUGUCUGUUUGACUGGAUGCGUGCGCAUGUGCGUGCGUGUGUGAGUGUGUUUGUGUGUGUGUGAGAGAGACAGACAGAGGAGGAUUAAUUAACCCAUGGUAGCUCUGUGAAUGUUUUCUUACUGGCUUUCGAUUGCAGAUGAGUUUGUGAAUGUGUGUGUGUGCGCGUGUGUGUGCACUGACUGAUUUGAGAGAUGCUUACUUCAAUACAGUUGUCCAACAGUGCUAGACAGACCAGGGUUUUCUACCAUUUUUAAAUUGAAAAUAUAUGACAGUUCCAUUUAUUUUAUAGAAAAAGGACACAAAACAAACUUCACAAAGUGUAUAAAAGCCAUUUGUCUUGAAUUCAGGGACUGUUUGUUUGUGACACAAAGGAAUGAAUAAAUGAA
Messenger RNA from Anoplopoma fimbria (sablefish), 5292 nucleotides. RefSeq names its product period circadian clock 3 (gene per3). Gene Ontology annotation, molecular function: transcription corepressor binding; transcription cis-regulatory region binding. The record is from RefSeq and is a predicted model, not a curated record. Gene Ontology annotation, cellular component: nucleus; cytoplasm. Lineage: Eukaryota; Metazoa; Chordata; Actinopteri; Perciformes; Anoplopomatidae. Gene Ontology annotation, biological process: entrainment of circadian clock by photoperiod; circadian regulation of gene expression; negative regulation of transcription by RNA polymerase II.